Molecule: messenger RNA, 596 nt
Organism: Suncus etruscus (white-toothed pygmy shrew)
Lineage: Eukaryota; Metazoa; Chordata; Mammalia; Eulipotyphla; Soricidae
Gene: RPL18A
Product: ribosomal protein L18a
Exons: 5
Coding region: 35-565 (176 amino acids)
Biological process (GO): translation
Cellular component (GO): ribosome; cytosolic large ribosomal subunit
Molecular function (GO): structural constituent of ribosome
Source: RefSeq, a predicted model, not a curated record
UUUUGCUGGUGGCGGCGGGCGCGGCGCGGUCGCCAUGAAGGCUUCGGGCACGCUGCGAGAGUACAAGGUGGUGGGGCGCUGCCUGCCCACCCCCAAGUGCCACACGCCACCCCUCUACCGCAUGCGCAUCUUCGCCCCCAACCAUGUGGUGGCCAAGUCCCGCUUCUGGUACUUCGUGUCGCAGUUGAAGAAGAUGAAGAAAUCUUCCGGCGAGAUCGUCUACUGUGGGCAGGUGUUCGAGAAGUCUCCCCUGCGGGUGAAGAACUUUGGGAUCUGGCUGCGUUACGACUCCCGCAGCGGCAGCCACAACAUGUACCGAGAAUACCGGGAUCUCACCACGGCCGGCGCCGUCACCCAGUGCUACCGAGACAUGGGUGCCCGGCAUCGUGCCAGGGCUCACUCCAUCCAGAUCAUGAAGGUGGAGGAGAUCCCUGCUGGCAAGUGCCGCCGGCCAGCUGUCAAGCAGUUCCACGACUCCAAGAUCAAGUUCCCACUGCCCCACCGGGUCCUGCGGCGCCAGCACAAACCACGCUUCACCACCAAGAGGCCCAACACCUUUUUCUGAGCUGCUGGGACCAAAUAAACUUGGCAGUGUG